AAAAAGAUUUUUUUUUCUUUCCCCUAAUUCUUCUAUUCUUUCCAUCUUUUUCUGUCCUUCGGUUCUCAACUAAUCUCAUUUAAUCUAGCACACAUAGAUAGACACACAAUCUAUAAUACUAUAUAAUAUAUGGUAAUACUAUCUUCUUCCACUUGCCCUCUCCCAUAUACUCUCACAAUUUUACUAAAUCCUCGACUUCAGAAUCUGAACAUUCUUUAAUUUAUCUCCAAACGAAUUGUUUGCACUGAUAGAAACUUAGCCAAAUUUUCAAAUCCCAUUCAAUUAGUAUACACUCUCUCAACAGUCUCCAUUAAUGAGGGUUGCUGCUUCUGAUGGCUAGCAGUAACAGUUUUUAUUUUCCUCCACUUGUUUUUUCUUCUUAAUGCCGUCUUCUCUCUAUAUAUAUUUUCCCAAGAAAACCAAAUCCUUUUGUAUUAAACUUUGAUUUAAUCUCAAACUCUAGUUUCGGAAACACCAUUCAAAUUCCUUAACUUUCCUGGAAAAAGAAACAACCAUUUCAUUUCCAUAUUAAUCAAUAAUCACAACCUCCAAUUACUAUUUCGAGAGAGAGGAAAAUCAAGUUGACCUCAGAUAUGGAUGUAUCCAAUACGAUGCUGCUUGUAGCGAUCGCUGCAGCUUACUGGCUAUGGUUCAAGCGGAUCUCACGGUGGCUAAAGGGUCCACGUGUCUGGCCGAUAUUGGGCAGUCUUCCGGGUCUGAUCGAGCAGCGUGACCGUAUGCAUGACUGGAUCACUGAGAACCUCCGUGCCUGUGGCGGUACGUAUCAGACAUGUAUCUGUGCAGUGCCUUUCUUGGCCAAGAAGCAAGGUCUCGUGACGGUCACUUGCGACCCCAAGAACAUUGAACACAUGCUCAAGACCCGCUUCGAUAACUAUCCUAAAGGUCCCGCGUGGCAAGCCGUUUUCCAUGACUUCCUCGGCCAAGGAAUCUUCAACGCUGACGGCGACACCUGGCUCUUCCAGCGCAAAACCGCCGCUCUUGAAUUUACCACCAGGACGCUGAGGCAAGCCAUGGGUAGGUGGGUAAACCGGGGAAUCAAGCUCAGGUUCUGUCCGAUUCUUGAAGCGGCUCAGAUCAAAUGCGAGCCGGUCGACCUCCAAGACUUGGUUCUACGCCUCACAUUCGACAACAUUUGCGGUUUAGCGUUUGGAAAGGACACUCGAACCUGUGCGCCAGGACUUCCCGAGAAUGGAUUCGCUUCGGCUUUUGACCGAGCCACCGAAGCUUCUCUGCAGCGGUUUAUUCUGCCGGAAUUCCUGUGGAAGCUCAAGAAAUGGCUGGGGCUCGGCUUAGAAGUCAGCUUGAACCGGAGCUUGGGAGAGAUUGAUGGGUAUUUAGAUGCAGUCAUUAAUACACGUAAGCAUGAACUGCUGAGUCAGCAAGAGAGUGGGGUCCAGGGACACGACGAUCUCCUCUCCCGUUUUAUGAAGAAGAAAGAUCAGAAAGGUCAGUCUUACAGCGAGGGUUUCCUGCGGCACGUGGCGCUUAAUUUCAUACUAGCUGGUCGUGACACGUCAUCAGUAGCACUGAGCUGGUUUUUCUGGCUCGUCACGACGCAUCCAACGGUGGAGGAUAAGAUCGUGCGCGAGAUAUGCUCCGUUCUGAUCGAGACGCGUGGAACCGACGUCUCGUCGUGGACGGAGGAGCCCUUAGGAUUCGAUGAGGUGGAUCGAUUGGUUUACCUCAAGGCGGCGCUCUCGGAGACGCUCAGGCUUUACCCAUCGGUGCCGGAGGACUCGAAGCACGUCGUGAACGACGAUAUUCUGCCGGACGGAACCUUCGUACCGGCGGGAUCGUCGGUGACAUAUUCGAUAUACGCGUCGGGGAGGAUGAAGACGACGUGGGGAGAGGAUUGCCUGGAAUUCAAGCCGGAGAGGUGGAUCUCGCCGGACGAUGGAAAAUUCCUGAACCACAAUCAGUAUAGAUUCGUGGCGUUUAACGCCGGACCAAGGAUAUGUCUGGGGAAAGAUCUAGCGUAUCUCCAGAUGAAAACGAUAGCUGCGGCGGUUUUACUCAGGCACAGACUGACGGUAGCGGCGGGACACAAGGUGGAGCAGAAGAUGUCGUUGACUUUGUUCAUGAAGAACGGACUUAUGGUAAACGUGCACAAGAGAGAUUUGGAAGGCAUCAUGAAGAGUCUCAUAACCAAGGAGAGUAACAACGUCAUUGUCCUCAAAAAAUGCAACGGCGUAAUUGGCGAAGGCAUUUCCGUUAAUGCUGCUGUGGCUGUUGCGGUGUAGGCCUAUAGUAUCACAGCUUAUCGGGUUUAUCAUUGAUAUUCUUUAUACUAUUUACUAAAUACAUACAUUUUCGUCCGGGUUUUGUGAUUGUGAGGUGGUAAAAGUCAAAGAAAUUGGUUUGGUUGUGUGAUAUGAAACUUGUUACUUGUUAUAAUCAAAACAAAGGUAAUGGUGUGGUUACUUUUGUUUUCUUUUCUCUUUUGUAAAAGCUUUUUACAUUAUGUAAAACAGGAGUACGUUUUGGAAA
Messenger RNA from Brassica napus (rape), 2508 nucleotides. RefSeq names its product cytochrome P450 86A2-like. The transcript has 2 exons. Gene Ontology annotation, molecular function: oxidoreductase activity, acting on paired donors, with incorporation or reduction of molecular oxygen; heme binding; iron ion binding. The record is from RefSeq and is a predicted model, not a curated record. The coding region runs from base 594 to 2261 and encodes 555 amino acids. Lineage: Eukaryota; Viridiplantae; Streptophyta; Magnoliopsida; Brassicales; Brassicaceae.